This is a messenger RNA of Cloeon dipterum, 3057 nucleotides long. RefSeq names its product kinesin-like protein KIF3B. The coding region runs from base 297 to 2477 and encodes 726 amino acids. Gene Ontology annotation, biological process: spindle elongation; mitotic spindle organization; microtubule-based movement. Lineage: Eukaryota; Metazoa; Arthropoda; Insecta; Ephemeroptera; Baetidae. Gene Ontology annotation, molecular function: microtubule binding; ATP binding; microtubule motor activity. The record is from RefSeq and is a predicted model, not a curated record. Gene Ontology annotation, cellular component: microtubule associated complex. The transcript has 16 exons.
UGGUCUGACGGCAUUACAGCUGAGAGGGCGGCAUAUUUACUUUCGCGACAUUCUUUGGAUCAGGCAUUUAAUUUGGCCUUUGAGAAGCCUCAAAAUGCCGUAUAUUUGACAUUUGCAUUUAAACCAGUGACUGCUGCGGCGUUCCUAUCCUUAGGACGUCAAGUUUUCGUCCCCGGCAAUCACUUGUAUCCCAAAACAUCGCAUGAAAUUGCAGUAACAGUUAGGUUCAGGGGUUGGAACAUGGAAACUUGCGUGACUCAUUGUUUGUUUUGAUACAGUUUGAAGGCCUUUUCAAAAUGGCGGCCUCAAAGACUGAAGGCGUCAGGGUGGUGGUUAGGUGCAGACCCCUAAGUGAUGACGAAAAGCGAGCUGGAUUUACCUCUGUCGUAAAAAUUCAGCAAGAUCGUGGAGUUGUCGAGGUUUACAGCCCUAGCGGAAAAUCAGAAACGCCCAGGCGCGAGUUCACAUAUGACGCAGUAUAUGGCCCCAACUCCAGGCAGCAGGAACUGUAUGAUGAAGCAUUCCAUCCUCUGGUCGAGUCAGUCAUGCUUGGAUUCAAUGGCACAAUAUUUGCAUACGGCCAGACUGGCAGUGGAAAAACUUACACAAUGGAAGGAAUCGCCAACGAUUCUGAAAAGCAGGGAGUGAUUCCCUUCGCUUUUGAGCACAUCAUGAAUCACAUUGCCAGGUCUCAAGCCACAAAGAGGUUUCUGGUGCGCUGCAGCUAUUUGGAAAUAUAUCAAGAGCAAGUCAGAGAUUUAUUAGCGAAGGAAAUGAGGAAUCUAAAAUUGCGUGAGCAUCCUGAGAACGGAGUAUUUGUGGACGGUUUACUGACUGAAGUGUGCAACAGUGUGUCUGAUCUCAAACAUUACAUGUCCAUAGGCAAUAAGCAACGUAGUAUAGGUGCCACCUUGAUGAAUAGACAGAGUUCUAGGUCCCAUUCAAUUUUCAUGAUCACCGUCGAGUGUGAGGAGACGGCCCUGGACACGGCCAGUGUCAUUCGAGUUGGCAAACUGAAUCUCGUUGACCUGGCAGGCAGUGAGAAGCAGAGCAAAACUGGUGCAGAGGGAGUGAGGCAACAGGAGGCUUCUAAUAUCAAUCUCUCACUGUCGGCACUUGGAAAUGUGAUUUCAGCUUUAGUUGAGAGCCUCAAAACCAAAGACAAAGAGAGUCACAUUCCAUACAGAGACAGCAAGUUGACUAGAUUACUUAAAGAUUCUCUGGGAGGAAAUUCUAAAACAGUCAUCGUUGCAAAUAUUGGCCCAGCCAGCUACAAUUAUGAGGAAACAGUUGGCACACUACGAUUUGCGUCAAGGGCAAAGAAAAUAAAGAAUGCUCCUGUGGUAAACCAGGACAUCAAAGACGCAAUGCUGCUAGAGUAUCACAAGGAGAUCCUGCGACUCAGAGCAUCCCUUGAGGAAAGGAAGAAGAAGAAACUUGAGGACGUUGGUGUCAAGAAAAUGGAGGAAGAUGAGAAUAUUAGCAACGAAAACGGAAAUGCUGUCAGUGAGGAGAAAGAAAAACUUCUGCAGGAGGUAAAACAGAAGGAAGAGGCGCUAGAAAAGGAAAAAGCGCAAAAAGGCCAUCUUGAGGACAAAAUCAAAGAACUGGAGAGUAAACUUCUCUGCGGUGGGAAAAACAUAAUAGACCACACAAAUGAGCAACAAAGAGCCUUGGAGCUGCAGAGACAGGAAAUUGCGGAACAGAAGCAACGAGAACGGGAAAUGCAUCAACUUUUGGAAGAGCAAGAAGAGUGCGCGCUUGAGAUGCGAGAGACUCACUCAAAUCUGCAACAAGACAUUGCUCAGACCACAAAAAGACUGCGGAAAGUCUUUUCCAAACUACAAGGUGCUAAACAGGAACUCCACGAGUUGAACGAAAUGAAUGAUCGGGAGCGUCGAGAGUGCAUGCACACGCAAAACGAAUUGACCAAAGAGCUAAAGCUCAAAUACCUCAUCAUUGAAAACUUCAUUCCCGCUGACGAGAAGAACAAGAUCCGCCAGCGCAUUGCGUAUGAUGAGGAUGAAGACGCUUUUUUCUUGCUGCCACUGGCGCAAGUGGCUCCGCAGACCAACAGCCGCCCAGUCUCAGCUGCUGGUUCGAGACGACCGGUCUCCGAAUACGCACGAAUGUCGUCUUUCAUGGGAGGAAGCCCAAGAUAUAAGGGAGAAAAUAUUCUUUCUCUGGAGCUUGAUAUGCCACUGCGAACCACGAUGGACUACGAAGGUCCUCGCGUCUCUCCAAAGAUUCAGGCUGUUUUGGACGCCGCUCUUAACUCUGUUGACCCAAAAGAAGCGGACAUUGAUAUCGAUGCGAGUGCUGCGUCCCUCUUGGCCCAAGGCAGGAUCCGGGCCGAACGUCGAGAUAAACAAACAAAACCAACGCGAGCUAAGAGUGCAGCUGUGAAAAGUUGUUCGUCGUCAAGCUCGUCACCAACUUCUUCAUUCCCUCAAGCGAGGGGUCUAGUCCCCAAAUAGCUAGGGGAGGGCUCUGCUCCCACUGCCUCUGAAAUUCCCUGGUGGCACCUACUUAUUAUAGUCAUAACUGUGCUAUUGUUAUCGCCUUCACUUGUAAAUAACCCUAACGCUAAAAAGGAUUAACUUUACACCUCCAGAUAAUGAAUUCCAUAUCAUUUUUAGCACAUAAUUUUUGCCUCUGCGCUCAAAUCAUGUUUGCACACUUCUGUGUUGUAUUUUCUUAAAUAGUCUUUGAAUCAUUAUAAUUUAGCUGUGAUAUUUAUUUCAAUUAUUGCAAUCCUCGUCUAUAGUUUGAGCAUUUUGUAUUCGUAAAAUUACCCACACUUUAUCUGCUAGUCCUACAUCAUUGCAUGUUAAUCAAGCUGUUUCCAAAGAAAUGCUGCGCUUGGAAUGUGUAUUUACAGCUGAACCAAAAGUGGCUAAUAAGCAGAUUGUAAAUCAACUUCAAAAAUAUAUCUUAUUGCAGCUCGUAUGUAAAAACAUAAGUGUGUAAUUAAUACAACUGUGUGAUGACUAUGUAAACACUUUAUGGAUGAGCAUUUACAAAAUAAACUUUGCAUAAUUAAGUUCAACAUCACGA